This is a messenger RNA of Huiozyma naganishii CBS 8797, 1275 nucleotides long. It is a transcript of the gene IDP3, whose product is annotated as isocitrate dehydrogenase (NADP(+)) IDP3. The transcript has a single exon. Gene Ontology annotation, cellular component: mitochondrion. The record is from RefSeq and is a predicted model, not a curated record. The coding region runs from base 1 to 1275 and encodes 424 amino acids. Lineage: Eukaryota; Fungi; Ascomycota; Saccharomycetes; Saccharomycetales; Saccharomycetaceae. Gene Ontology annotation, molecular function: NAD binding; isocitrate dehydrogenase (NADP+) activity; magnesium ion binding. Gene Ontology annotation, biological process: isocitrate metabolic process.
AUGGGAUUCAAAAGGGUGAAGGUUAAAAAUGCGGUGGUCGAGAUGGACGGUGACGAAAUGGCGAGGGUGAUGUGGCAUCUGAUCAAGAAACAGCUGGUGUUGCCCUAUUUGGAUAUCGAGAUAAAGUACUUCGACCUUGCCAUUCAAGUGAGGGAUAAAACGGAGGACCAAAUCACGGUCGAUUCUGCACGGGCAGCUUUGAAGCACAAAGUAGCAGUGAAGUGUGCUACUAUCACUCCCGAUGAGGCACGGAUGAAGGAAUUCCAUCUGAAAAAGAUGUGGAAAUCGCCCAACGGAACCAUUAGAAACAUACUGCAGGGUACUGUGUUCAGAGAGCCUAUUGUGAUUCCUUGCGUCCCCAGGUUGAUACCAAAUUGGGAUAAGCCUAUUAUCAUAGGCAGACAUGCAUUUGGCGACCAGUAUAAGGCAACAGACUUGAAGAUACCAGGUCCUGGGAAGAUGUCGUUGGUAUUUCAACCAAAACAUAAUCCAGGGGAGAAGAAAGAGUGGGAAGUCUUUGACUUUCCCAAGAAUGGCGGUGUGACAAUGGCUAUGUAUAACACCACAGGCUCAAUAGAGAGUUUUGCUAAAUCGUCCUUUGAACUUGCCUUGAAGAGGAAACUCCCCCUGUUUUUUGCAACUAAGAACACAAUUCUGAAGGAGUACGAUGGGCUCUUCAAAGAUAUAUUCGAAAAGCUUUACAAGGACCAUUAUAAAACGAAAUUUGAGGAAUUGGGGAUCACAUUUGAACAUCGUUUGAUUGAUGACAUGGUUGCCCAGAUGCUGAAAUCCAACGGUGGAUUCAUUCUCUCGCUGAAAAACUAUGAUGGCGACGUCCAAUCGGAUAUAGUCGCACAAGGGUUCGGGUCUCUUGGUUUGAUGACCUCCAUGUUGGUUACUCCAGAUGACAGUGUGUUUGAGAGUGAAGCUGCGCACGGCACUGUGACUAGGCAUUUUAGAAAGUACCAGAAAGGUGAAGAAACAUCCACGAAUUCUACUGCGUCAAUAUUUGCUUGGUCAAGAGGCCUACUUCAAAGGGGUAAACUCGAUGGGAACCAGAAUUUAAUGCGAUUCGCUCAGUGUUUGGAGAGAUCCACCAUUGAUACAGUUCAAAUUGAUCGGAUAAUGACGAAAGAUAUCGCGCUCGCACUGGGGAGAACGGACAGAGCAGCGUACGUGACCACAGAACAGUUUAUUGACGCCGUAAAGAACCGCUUGAACAGGACACUUCAGAAUUGGGAAGGUCAAAAAACCGGUCGUGACUCAAAGCUAUAA